AUACGAAUAUACGAUAGUACGAUACACUGAUAAACCAGCUUUUAACCGAAACCUCAAGAACUCAUAACCAUGAACACCAGAUAUUAGUUUAAAGUUUUACAUUUUUAGUUUUUACAGUUUUAUAGUGUUUUUUUUUCAGUUAGACGCAAUUCGCAAUUUGUCCAUAACAGGUGUUAUGCAGUAAAAAAUGUCGAAUAAUAGCAUUUCAAUAUACAAAUUCAAACCAUUUCAGUUCACAGUAUUAAAGAAAAAUCUUGAUCCACAGCAACGUCCAUUGGCGAGAAGUGGACAUCGCGUGGUGUGCAAUAAUGUCUAUUUGUUCUCGUACGGAGGUUUCAAUCCUCAAACAAAUGAUGUUCUUGGUCACAGAGUGUCAUCAGCUAUGCGGGAGCUUUGGAAGUAUUGUUUUGAUUUAGGUGAAUGGAAAAUAAUUAAGUGCCAGAAUGUUCCUCAAGAACUAGCAUCUAGUUCAGUUACACUAUCUGGUAACAUAAUCAUUAUAUAUGGGGGUACUGGAGUUCCAUUUGGAGCGUUUUGUAGCAAUCGCAUGUACUUGGGAAAUUUAGCCAAUGAGUAUAAAGAAAAUGGAAUGAGCUUUGAAGAGUUAGAAGUGUCUGGAGAUGUUCCACUACCAUUAUAUGGACAAGGGGUUGUAAUGGAUGGUAAAUAUAUUUAUUCAAUUGGUGGCACAUCUGGUUUCGAAUACGAGAUGGAUGUUCAUCGAUUUGAUUUGAGUACAAGAAAAUGGGAGUUGUUACAUAAAUCACUUGGAGAAAGUCAAGAACCUGAACCUAGAUAUCGACAUGAAGUGGUAUUCUACAAAGGUAGAAUAUAUAUAUUCGGUGGCGGACGAGGUGGUUCCAGGAAUAUAUAUUAUGGUUUUUCGAAAAUCCAUAUGUUUGAUGUGGCCACCAGAAAGUGGGAAUUCCUUCCAGCCAAACACGACCACAGGGUACCAAGACCUGGAUAUCCGAAUAAUCGAAGCUGCCAUAGCUGUGUUCAAUGUCCUGAGAAAUCUAAUUUGGUGUAUAUAUGUGGUGGUUUUGAUGGUACCCGAUCCUUCAAAGACGUUUGGCGUUUUGAUUUUGACACCUUGCAGUGGGAAAAACUUACUAAAUGUAUAAUGCCUCGGCCGGUGUACUUCCACUCGACUGCUGUAACACCUUCUGGUCGUAUGUGUUGUUAUGGUGGCAUAGUUUCUCACGAUGAUAUAGAUGUUAGAGGUGGCCGUUCAAACGAUAUUACUAGUGCAUGGAUUAUGAUACCCAAAUUGAAAGUCAUAUGUUGGGAAGCAAUGGUUUACUAUUUCAAAGAUCAGAUGUUUGAAUCUAGUGAUGAGUCUCUAAAGAAAAUUGGUUUACCUCAAGAAUACUAUGAACGAAUAAUUGAAGCACGUAGAAUUUGUUAAAUUAAGUUAAUUUAAAAAAUACAUUUCUUCAUUAAAGUUUUCUAGAACAUUAAUGUUGUUAAUAUUAAAUUAAAAUAUUUUUGAUGAUUUUAUAAAAUCUUAUUUGGUUUUUUAAUGUGGAUUGUAUUACAUCAUUAUGACUUUUAUUGACAAAUGGUGUUAUAACCAUAAAAUAUAUAAUAUAAUGUUUUAAACAUGAUACAAUUGUUAUUAUUGUUUUUUUUUUUUUAUAAAAAUAAAAAAAAUAUUAGAUAUAAAUUGUAAUUUGUAUAAAUUUGACCUAAACUGGCUUAACUCAUCAACAUUAUUAUUGUAAUUUUAUUUUUAACGUAUUAUAAUUGUUUAUAACUAUUGUGAUUGAUGUAUUCUUAUACUCUAAGAUAUUAAGUAUUAUGUAUUAUAAUAAAAAUUAUUUCCAACAA
Myzus persicae (green peach aphid) is the source of this 1830-nucleotide messenger RNA. RefSeq names its product kelch domain-containing protein 10 homolog (gene slim). The transcript has 5 exons. Gene Ontology annotation, biological process: positive regulation of stress-activated MAPK cascade. The record is from RefSeq and is a predicted model, not a curated record. Bases 188 to 1408 code for a protein of 406 amino acids. Gene Ontology annotation, molecular function: protein binding. NCBI's taxonomy places the organism in Eukaryota, Metazoa, Arthropoda, Insecta, Hemiptera, Aphididae.